This is a messenger RNA of Seminavis robusta, 2070 nucleotides long. The record is from the annotation of a GenBank genome assembly. Lineage: Eukaryota; Bacillariophyta; Bacillariophyceae; Naviculales; Naviculaceae.
GAUUGACUCCAUGGCGGCUAUGAAUAGCUACAGAUAGAGCCACGAGCAGCUCGGCUGUGGUGUGGUACCUGGUGGUACCGGUACCGGGACUGGUGUGCAUGGGUGAGAUGACACUUCUUUUGGGUUCUCGUGCAAUCUUAAAUGGUCGUGGUUAGGGCUAGGGGUAUCUUAGUACGUCAGUCGGAAAGAAUUCGAGUUCAUUCGCAUUGGCUUUUUUGAAGCAUCACCACAACACCACAAACAAUCGCAGCGAAAGGGCAGCAACAGAAAGCAAAGGUAGGCUAUAGAAGACCUGCUCAUCUCAACAUGAGCAUGACUUCCAUGAUAGGGAAAGCUGUUGGACUGGGAAGUGUUGGGUUGGGUGCCUCUGCAAUUUUUCGGUAUCAGCAAAUCCUGCAACGAGAAGAGCAACUCCCGAGCAAAGCGCAUCCACUCUUGCCUGGUGUCGCGAACAGCAACAGUAGCAACGGUAAAAAGAAUGCGAUUGUCAUUGGAGGUGGCGUGGUGGGUGUAACAGCCGCGUACAAGUUGGCUCUGGCAGGACACUCCGUGGCUCUUUUGGAACCCAGAAGUGAACCUGGUCAGGAAUGCAGCGCUUGUGCUGCGGGAGGAAUGCAACGGUCCAACCCCACCGUGGACAAGGACACUUGGAUGGCAGUCCUGCAAUCCAUUGCGCCUUGGAAGUCAGGGUCUGGAGACUUCAAGUUUUUCCACAUUGACUGGUGGAAGACCCUGUCAGAUCCUUUGUUUGCUAGAUGGAUCUUUACGUUUACCAGAACCAGUUUGUUUCCUGGACCAGAACAGCAAGAUAAGCAACAGCAAAUGCUAGCCUUUACCAAAUACGCAGUAGAAGACAUGGUCAAAAUGAUGAAAGAUCCAAACGAUAACAUGGCAGUCAAGUCUGGAUUCAAUCCAAGAGGGAGCCUCAACCUAUCCUACCAGCAGCCAGCUCAGACAAAAACGGUGUCACACCCAUCUGGAAGUAUAAAACGGGCCGUGGAGCCCGUCCAGGAACUGAUCAACGACCAAAUAACGGAACAAGAGCCAAGUAUAAUUUUCCAAACAGUGAAGCCAACAACUGCCAAGUUCCAGUACGAAUCUUGUGCCGCCAGCUCGGAACGAUUCACCCAGGAACUGGCACAACGAUGUAAAGACUUGGGCGUCACGUUUCUGUACGAUACCACGGUCAAGGCCAUUCAGGUGGAUCAGAAGGACAACAGCACCAACAACAACAACAACAAUAAACCCCGUAUUUCCCAACUGGUCACCAAUCGUGGCGUCGUCCAUGUGCCGGAAAACACCGACGUUGUGGUGGCUGCUGGUGCUUGGGUGCCUCAUGUUUUGGCGCUCCUGGAUCUCUACGCCCCCGUCUACCCACUCAAGGGCUACGCCAUGUCCGUCAGUGCCAAAGACGCACUCGCGUCCAACAAGCUACUCAAAGAACAAGAUCUGCCGUCACGGAUUGUGUCGGAUAAAUACAUGUUCACCUCUCGACUCGGCGACGAGAUUCGAAUCACAUCCAUUGGCGAAUUCAGUGGAUGGUCCACCGUGCCCAACCAGAGUGUCGAAGCGGAAGUUCGACGGGAGGCAGUGCGUCAGUUUCCUCAACUCCAAAGUUUGAUCGAGAAAGCGCCCACACGGUGUGGCCACCGCCCGUAUGUCAGCGAUGGCAUUCUCUUGCUGGGACGAGCCGAUACCCACGAGAAUCUUUUGGUCAGCUGCGGACCUGGCUCGAAUGGUUGGAAGCUGGCCAUGGGCUCGGGAGAAGUGAUCCAGCGACUCGUCUCGGGCGACACGGAGGAGCAAAUCUCGCAAGACUUGGGAUUUGAUGUCAGGACGUUCUCUCCAGGAAACGGUCGCGUCUCGAAGGCGCCCCUGUUUGCCAAGCUCUGUCGAGCCCGUUGGGAUUUAUAGUAACGACACAGACGACAACCACACUUUUGCUAGCUAGCCGCUACUGCUGAAGCCAAGACUAUGCCAUCCCAUGUAGAAAAUCACCAAAGCAGAUAUAGUAAUAAUAGUCACAAAAUCAUUAUAGGGAACGUUUAGCACUAGCUAGCACUAAUACAC